AUGUGGAAAGUAAACGGGCCUCCGCUUGAGCCUCCAAAGAUAAGGAAACGAGAGAAGCCUAGGCAACUGCAAGGCUUAGGUGGAUCAUUGGAUCUCGAGGUGGAGAAUCUUUUGGAAGACUCAGUUAUGUGUAGGUCACGAGCAAAACGUGGUUGUGCUACUCAUCCUCGCAGCAUUGCUGAAAGGGAGAGAAGAACACUGCAAGAACUUGUCCCUAAUAUGGAUAAGCAAACGAACACUGCAGACAUGUUAGAAAAAGCUGUAGCUUAUGUCAAGCAUCUGCAGAAAGAGGUCCAGAUUAUCUGGAAACUUUUCCCUAGGCCACAUCCUUUUACCGUUGUCCCUCUAGCUAGUGGAUAUCAGCCUGGAGAAGAUCUGUAUGGUUGA
Messenger RNA from Salvia splendens (bonfire salvia), 387 nucleotides. Its product is annotated as transcription factor bHLH80-like. The coding region runs from base 1 to 387 and encodes 128 amino acids. Gene Ontology annotation, cellular component: nucleus. The transcript has 6 exons. Gene Ontology annotation, molecular function: DNA-binding transcription factor activity, RNA polymerase II-specific; protein dimerization activity; RNA polymerase II cis-regulatory region sequence-specific DNA binding. NCBI's taxonomy places the organism in Eukaryota, Viridiplantae, Streptophyta, Magnoliopsida, Lamiales, Lamiaceae. The record is from RefSeq and is a predicted model, not a curated record. Gene Ontology annotation, biological process: regulation of transcription by RNA polymerase II.